Rhinichthys klamathensis goyatoka is the source of this 1523-nucleotide messenger RNA. It is a transcript of the gene sox7, whose product is annotated as SRY-box transcription factor 7. NCBI's taxonomy places the organism in Eukaryota, Metazoa, Chordata, Actinopteri, Cypriniformes, Leuciscidae. The record is from RefSeq and is a predicted model, not a curated record. The transcript has 3 exons. Gene Ontology annotation, molecular function: RNA polymerase II cis-regulatory region sequence-specific DNA binding; DNA-binding transcription factor activity, RNA polymerase II-specific. The coding region runs from base 356 to 1522 and encodes 388 amino acids. Gene Ontology annotation, biological process: regulation of DNA-templated transcription; cell differentiation; anatomical structure morphogenesis.
UUGACAAUAGGGGUUCAAUCUACCCACCAGCCCUCAAGCUAGAAGUAUCAGGAUCUGAACUAUCUGAGGUUGCAGUCAAGGAGGAGCUGAGAUCCUCCCGUGGGCCUGUGCUGGAAGCUGCUCCUCACAUAUAAAGCGCUUCCCAAUGCCGGAGGAAACAGUGAAUCACAGCUUCAGAAGAGGGAGUCGAUCUCUCUCACAGUGCUCUUCAACCACCAGCUGCUCAGUCAAAGUCAUCUCUCACUGCGCCUUUACUUUGAUUUAGAUUCAAAACGGAAAGAAAAUCUCCAGGUCACAUUCGCGCCAGAGAAACAAAGUUUGAAUUAAAGGGGAAGGUGAAGUUUUGAGAGCGCACAUGGCUGCUUUGAUAAGCGCGUAUUCGUCCUGGCCGGAGAGCUUUGAGUGCUCUGCGGGAAACGCGGACGUACCUGACGGACACACCUCUCACAGAGCUCCCGCGGACAAGGUGUCGGAGCCGCGCAUCAGGAGACCCAUGAACGCCUUCAUGGUGUGGGCCAAAGACGAGCGCAAGAGACUCGCAGUGCAGAACCCAGACCUCCACAACGCCGAGCUCAGCAAGAUGCUGGGAAAGUCAUGGAAAGCUUUAACUCCACCGCAGAAGAGACCGUACGUGGAGGAAGCGGAGCGUCUGAGGGUUCAGCACAUGCAGGACUACCCCAAUUAUAAGUACCGUCCCCGUAGGAAGAAGCAGCUGAAGCGCAUUUGUAAGCGCGUGGACCCCGGCUUCCUCCUGACCACACUCGGCCCGGAAAACUCCCUCCCGGAUCCUCGCUGCUGUCACCCCCUGGAUAAAGACGACGAGAGCGGUGUGAGUGGCGGCUUCGGUUCUCCAAGCGCAGCUCUACCCGGCGUCAGGGUCUUCAGAGAUCCCGCCAGUUCCAACAGCAGCUUCGAUACGUACCCGUACGGCUUGCCCACGCCACCUGAGAUGUCGCCUCUGGACGCCGUGGAUCAUGAACACCAGUCCUACUACUCGUCCUCCAGCUCAGUCUCCACCAGCUCCUGCUCGUCUUCCGCCUCUUGCCCAGACGACAGGCGUCCCACGCCGGCGCACAUGAGCAGUCCACCCCCUUACCAUCCCGAUUACUCCCAGCAGGCACCUCUGCACUGUGGUCACAUCCAGAUGUCCCACCCGGGAAGUGGGGCGACCUUUAUCCCAGCACAUCCACUGUCCUAUUACAGCCCUUCGUUCCCACAGGUUCAGAUCCAUCACGGGCACCAGGGGCACCUCGGCCAGCUUUCACCCCCUCCAGAACAGGGGCACCUGGAGGGUCUGGACCAGCUGAGCCAGGCUGAAUUGCUGGGUGAGGUCGACCGAGAUGAGUUCGACCAGUACCUAAAUUCCACCAGUUAUCACCCUGAGCAGGGUGGGAUGACAGUCACGGGACACAUCCAGGUAACGCCGGCUUCCGUUUGCUCGAGCAGCGCUACGGAAACCAGUCUCAUCUCCGUACUGGCCGAUGCCACGGCAGCCUACUAUAACAACUACAGCAUUUCAUAAA